AUGAAGUCGAACCGCGCCGUCAACACCGCGGUCGCCGCAGCAGUCUUCUGCUCCUCGGCCUGCCUUGCAGAGGCAACACAAUGCCAGACAAUCCUGGCUCCGACCUACACGCCGCCGUCCGUCGCGAGUGGCUGGACGGCCCAAUUGAUUGCUUCCGGUCUUAAAAAGCCGCGAAGCAUCCAAUUCGAUACCGCCGGCGCUCUGCUUGUAGCUGAUGCCGGCGUAGGCAUUCGUCGCAUCACAUUCACUGACAACGGGGGAACCUGUUUGGCAGUGAAUCAGAACCAGCUCCUAGUCAAUCAGACCACUCUGAACCAUGGCCUCGCUGUCUCAUCCGAUGGGAGAUAUAUCUACGCUUCGUCUGCGGAGGCUGUCUUUGCCUGGGGCUACGAUGCCAAGUCCGGAACCGUCAGCAACAACCCGCAGACAAUUGUCAACAACAUGGCCAACAACGAUCUAGUCACCCGCACGCUCGUCACCUCUAAAGUGCAGCCUGGCAUGCUGAUCGUCUCCCGCGGUAGCGGCGACAACUAUGAUGUAGAUGCGCUCAACAUUGCUAGCGGCCUGGGUCAGAUCAGGGCCUUUGACCUCUCCAACGUUACAUCCUCGUCAGACCCCUAUGACUUCGAUUCGACCGGCCGACUACUGGGUUGGGGUCUGCGUAAUGCUGUUGGUGUCGCUGAGCAUCCCAAGACCGGCGGAAUCUACAGCUUGGAAAACAGCAUCGACGGGGCGACCCGGGAUGGCGUUGAUAUCCACGAGAACAACCCCGGUGAGGAGCUCAACUUCCACGGCUAUCUCAACAGCACAACCACCCACCAGGGCGGCAAUUACGGCUACCCACGAUGCUACGCUGUCUGGGACGCCUCGUCGAUGCCCGAUGCCACAGAUCUGUCCGUGGGCGAGCAGUUCAGCAUGACUACCAACAGCACCCUGAACGACACCACCUGUGCUGACGACUUCGUCGCCCCGAGACUGACGUUCCCCGCCCAUCAGGCACCUCUCGAUAUCAAGUUCAACGAUGACGGCACCACAGCCUAUAUCACCUUCCAUGGAAGCAUUGACAAGACGAACCCCGUCGGUUACCGCAUUAGUGCUGUUGCUUUCGAUGCCGCCACUGGCGAGCCGGUCGAUGCGUCGGACAGCACCACGGCACUCAGUGAUAUCAUCUCAAACCCGGACCUGACCUCCUGCCCCAGUGCUUGCUUCCGCCCUGUCGGUCUGGCUUGGGACAGCCAAGGCCGCUUGUUCAUGUCAUCUGAUUCAACAGGCGAGAUUUAUGUCCUGACCAGGUCCACUGCCACCACCUCCGGCACUGCCAGCGGUACCAUUGUCACCCCGACGGCAACGGCAAGUGCCAAGAAUUCCGCUUCUAGCAUGUGGAGUCGCGAUGUAUCGAUGGUGGGCCUCGCAGUCCUCGUUGGCACGUGGUUGACAAUCUUUUAA
Molecule: messenger RNA, 1446 nt
Organism: Phaeoacremonium minimum UCRPA7
Lineage: Eukaryota; Fungi; Ascomycota; Sordariomycetes; Togniniales; Togniniaceae
Product: putative glucose sorbosone dehydrogenase protein
Exons: 3
Coding region: 1-1446 (481 amino acids)
Source: RefSeq, a predicted model, not a curated record